Messenger RNA from Knipowitschia caucasica, 1290 nucleotides. Lineage: Eukaryota; Metazoa; Chordata; Actinopteri; Gobiiformes; Gobiidae. The record is from the annotation of a GenBank genome assembly.
AUGCGAGAGUGCGAGUACAGCCAGAUUAGCACUCGCAGUUCCACACCCAUGGAGACCCCCUACAAGAAGAGGACCCCCAAGAAAAGGAAGUGGCAGUUGUUCCCAGGACGGAACAAGUUCUAUUGCGAUGGCAGGAUUAUGAUGGCCAAACAGACUGGGGUUUUCUACCUCACCCUGGUGCUUAUUCUAGCCACCUGUGGACUUUUCUUCACCUUUGACUGUCCGUUCCUGGCUCUCCAGUUGACCCCAGUCAUCCCGGUCAUAGGGGGGGUGCUGUUUCUCUUUGUUUUGGGCUCACUGCUGCGAACAAGCUUCAGUGAUCCAGGAGUCCUGCCCAGGGCCACGCCAGACGAAGCAGCAGACCUCGAGAGGCAGAUCGACGUGGCCAAUGGCACCACUGGCUACAGACCGCCGCCCCGGACCAAAGAGGUGGUCAUCAACGGACAGACGGUGAAACUCAAGUACUGCUUCACCUGCAAAAUCUUCAGGCCGCCUCGUGCCUCCCACUGCAGCCUCUGUGACAACUGCGUAGAGCGCUUCGACCACCACUGCCCCUGGGUGGGGAACUGCGUUGGAAGAAGAAACUACCGCUUCUUCUACAUGUUCAUCCUCUCGCUGUCAUUCCUCACCAUCUUCAUCUUCUCCUUCGUCAUCACACACAUCAUUUUAGAGUCACACCGCAGUGGUUUUCUCAGCGCACUCAAAGAGAGUCCAGCCAGUGUGCUGGAGGUGGUGGUGUGUUUUUUCUCCGUCUGGUCUAUAGUGGGCCUCUCAGGCUUCCAUACCUACUUGAUCAGCUCAAACCAGACCACUAAUGAAGAUAUAAAAGGCUCGUGGUCUUCUAAAAGGGGGAAGGACAACUACAAUCCCUACAGUUACGGAAAUAUUGUCACCAACUGCUGUGCGGCUCUGUGUGGACCCCUGCCUCCCAGUCUCAUCGACAGACGCGGCUUCAUCCAAUCAGGCGUCCCGCAGAUCGCGCCACCGGCCAAUGGCAUCCCCAUGUACGGAUCCACGCAGUCCCAGCAGAGCCACAUGGUCAGUGAAAGUGAGAAUGAAAGGCAGCCACCACCCCUCUCCUCCAGCAGCAAAGCACCCAUGGUUCAUCACCACUUCCUGACACCAGAGGAGAUGCCCUCACCGCCUGGCAUGCUCCCCUGUGGCAGCCCCAUGGGCCACAGCCCCAUGGGCCACAGCCCCACGGUGCAGGCGGGCUUCUACAAUCCUGCCAGUCAGGACUCUCUGCACGAGGACUCUGUCAGAGGACUAGUUAAACUCAGCUCAGUCUGA